Symbiodinium sp. CCMP2456 is the source of this 1782-nucleotide messenger RNA. The record is from the annotation of a GenBank genome assembly. Lineage: Eukaryota; Dinophyceae; Suessiales; Symbiodiniaceae.
AUGACCAAGGGCGUGGUGCUCUUCGAAAGGUUGCUCGCACUCUACCUCCCUGACCUCGCCAAGCACCUCAACGGUGCGAAUCUGCGGAAGUAUUGCAAGUUUCUUGGAACAUCGAGACUGCCAUUUCCAGCCUUGCUGAAGCUGUGUUCCCUGCUGGUGAGCAUGGCACAACGGGUCAUGAGGCUCCUCAACAGCCUCCUUCUUUUCCGCCUGGCACAGGGACUCGUGGGUGAAGAGCAUUUCCCGCUGGUAUAUGUCCUCUACGCAGAAAGCGGGCAGCCGUGGGCAAGGGCGAUCGUGAAGAUCGCGGCCCCUUGCCCCAGCCUUUCCACAGUUGCUGGUGCCUCCCCCAACCUGCUUUUGCAAGCCGGCGCCGUGCGAGUGCGCGCCGUGGGCGGCGAAAAGAUGCCCUUCAGAUUUCCUGUGAAGGUCUGCGAGGUUCCUCUGCCUAAGGGGCUGUCGGCCAACAGCAUCCGCUUCGGCAACAAAGUCCUGCCGAAGUUGAGCCUGUCUCCCAAACGUACAGUCCUUCUCGGCGACACUGGCUUGCGGGUGACGGCAAGGAAUGACGGAACUUGCCUGGCACCCGGCCCUGACAAGCUCUACGGCAUCGAACAGUGCGCACCUAACGAAACUGUGCCGUUCAACUCAAGCCUCGUGGCAGGAAGAUUCCAAAGCUUGGAGGAUUGGCCUUUUCAGGUCCAAGCAGAGCUUGCGGCACGUGACGAGCCAGAUUUGGUGGUGCAUGUUGGCGACUACUUCUACCGACAGGGCCCCUGCCCGCAGAACCAGAAUUGCUCUGCGAUCAACAACCAUAGCUUUCCCUUGUCUCCGGGGCUUUGGGGUGACAACUGGAACGGCUGGUACGCAGAUUUCUUCCAGCCCAGCCUAAGCCUGUUGUCAGCCGCUCCGUGGAUUUUCCUUCGGGGCAACCACGAGCGGUGUGGACGGGGUGGCAAUGGUUUUUUUCUGCUGCUGGACCCCCGGCCCUAUCCGGAGGUGAUUGGUGGGGAGUACUGCGAGGACUACACAGAUCCCUAUGCCAUUACUUUUGCCGACACGCAGUUUGUUAUCCUGGACACCGCCAUGGUUGAUGAUGUCAAAACAGAUGACAAGUGUCCCGAAAAUCCCGCUGGAAGCAUCGGAACAUUGAGCCGUUUGGAUGAUCCGAAUCAGAGUCUGACAAAGGCUGAGAUUCUGGAGCAGGUAGAGAUCUACCGCCAUCAUUUUGAGGAGUCGGAGAAGCUGAGGACGCCGGGGAAGACACACUUCUUAGUCAGCCACCAUCCCAUCUUUGGCUUCGUUUGCCACCAGGGCAAGUUCUUCGCCAUUGAGUGGACAUUGCAGCAGGCGCUCAGCAACAACACCUACAAGGACAUCUCCGCCUCCAUCCAUGGCCACGUCCACAUGUUCCAAGCCUUCAAAGUCGAUGGAUUGCCCUUGCAUCUGAUUGUGGGCAACGGCGGAAGCAGGCUGCAGCCCUAUCUCGGCGAGUCUCAGGGGCCGGUGGGCUUGGACCUGGUGCUGCCGCCGCCAUAUGAGGGUGCCCGGCUUGCGACUUCCGCAUACUGCAACAGCACCUUUGGGUACAACCUCAUGGAUGCAGACCUCAAUGACGGCUUCUUCUUCAAGGCCCUGCGCCUGGAAGGACCAGGACGUGCCGAGAAGCGGGGAGGCCCUGUGGAUGCCGAGGAGCUGAUGUGGAACACCACCAUUCCGUCCUGGGCUGCGUUGAGCAAAUCUCGGUCUCUUCGCGCACUCGACUCGCCAAUCCUGAUCUGA